CAGGGGGAGGUUUGUCGCUUUUUUGCGCUUGUUUUAGUGCCACUUCAGUGUCACAUCAGGCUGCAUUACCUGCAAAUUCACAUCAAUUUGGGAAUUUACACGCAUCGGCUUGUCGAUCAGAGUUCUGUUAUCGAUCCGAGUUAUUCGAACUCUGCAUUGAAGUUUUGACACAUCCAGAUUUCAUUUCUACUUCUUCUUCUUCAUAGAAAUGGACAACUCUGACGUUAAAGCGUCUGCUUUUGACUCACAGGGUUACAGUCCAACGUACAAAAGGAAAAGGACGGUAGAGGAUUUCAACAAGUUUUGCACAUUCGUCCUGGCCUACGCAGGUUAUAUUCCAUAUCCACAGGAGGAGGCGCCGCUCAGGAGCAGCUCGAGUCCUCCGAACAGCACGGGGAGCACGGCAGACAGCGACGGCCUCCCCUCCCCCGACCAGCCUCCGCACAAAAGCCGCAAGAGCUUCGGCGGCUUCAAGAGGCCCGCGAACGACGAGCCCGAGCUCCACAAGCGGCCCAAAUCCACAGGCUUCCUCCUCGACGGACGUAAGAAACCCGACAAAAUGAAGAAGAAGAAAAAGAAGCCGACGGAGAACAGCAAAUCUGACGAUCCCGAAUCUUUCCUGCCGUUUCCCUCCGGGACCAGAGCAGAGAUUUCUGCUUUCGGUCGGACCGUCAAGGAGGAGCCGGAGGAUUACAUCAGCAUCUCUACGCCGCCUUCAUACACAGAGCGCUCCGUUCACCCUGGCACCAGCUCUCCGCUCGGGUCGGGCUCUCACGGCACCGUCGGCUGCAAAAAGGAACCGGAGGCCGAGCGGGCGUGCUGGGAUUCCCCGGCCAGCUCGGGAACGGAGUCCAGAGGAGAGAGCAGGGAGAGGCUGGCGCUGCCUGAGGGGGAAGCCGUGGUCAUGAAGAUGGAGGGAUUCCCCGGCACGAGAACGGUGAUACGCCAGGGAAAGCAGGUGGUGUUCCGCGACGAAGACGGAUCCGCAGACGACGAGGACAUCAUGGUCGAUUCGGACGACGACUCGUGGGACCUCGUGACGUGUUUCUGUAUGAAGCCCUUCGCCGGCAGAGCGAUGAUCGAAUGCAACCAGUGCAACACCUGGAUCCACCUGUCCUGCGCCAAAAUCCGCAAGUCCAACGUCCCGGAGACGUACACCUGCCAGCAGUGUAAAGACUCCAAAUUUGACAUUCGGCGCUCGAACCGCUCGCGCAUGGGCUCUCGAAAGCACCUUCUGGACUGACGUCGCUCGCGCCCCUCCCCCGAGUACAAACUCUGAUCGAGACGGGAGACGAGUACAGAAGUGGAAGGGCUCUGACUGCGAUAUUAAACUCAAUUUUUUUCCCCCCUUUUAUAUAUCGUCCACCUUCCUAACUGGGUUUUUGUUUGUUUAGUUUUUGCGUAAGGCAAUCAUAACCUUAGACGAUGCAUUACAGAGAGAAGACGUUUCAAAACAGACGCCGUGAUCUCGAAGACUUUUCCGAGACACUUUCAGGAAUAGGAACGAGGACGAAGGAUUGCACUUUUUUUUUUUUUUUUCUUCUUUUCAAAAAGGGAGCGUUUGUACCCAUAGCGUUGAAAAGUUUGUGCAUUUGUUCAAAGUAUUACAUUCAAUGUUCAAAUUAUUUCCUUGUGGAACUUUCUGGAAUCUUAAAACGUCUAAGGAACAUAAAGGCACUAUAGGGUUAUAGUGAAAAUACAUGGUGCAGAAUCUGUCCUUCCUUAAGUGAAGCAAAGAGAAAACCCUGUUUCUUGUUUGUUUGUUUGUUUGUUUGUUUUUUGUUCCUCCUCCUCCUCAGAGCACUGUCCUUCAGGUUUAUUCAGUGUCGAAAAAGCUUCUCGAGUGAACAAGUAUCUCAGACGACAGGCAUCAAAUCUGGGACGUCCUCUUUAACACACUCAGUGAUUUUCGUUCUUCGCUUUUAUUAACAGAGAGCUCAGAGCUACCUGCCCUGCCCUGCCCCGCCCUAUCCUGCCAUGUCAUGCAUUUUCGCAUGCUGUUUGUGUUUUAUUUCGUUAAUCGUGACCGAGUGGUACUUAAGACCUCGUGUCGUAGCUCCUACGUUUAUUGCCCAGAAGCAAAAAGACUUUAUACUUUUUUUUGUGUGUUACGUGUUAAAAUUUCAAACUGCAACCUUGUUCGUAAUGUACGCGGCCCUGUGAACCUGAAGAGUUCUGACCUUCCUCGUUUCCACUCAUGUUCUGCGUAUAUUUUUCUAGAUUCUAGCUAGGUAGCGCAUUUAUUUUAUUUUUGCUGUGUUCAACUUGGUCUGAACUCAUAAAUACGUCAUUUUCAAGCUAUCAUGGGGGAUGGGACCAUUGACGCAUCCAUGAAAGCUAGCUAGCUAAGUAACUAACUAACUAUCGUGAAAGUAAAUUGAUUGAUUUUUAAAAACUUUCCAGACUUUUCCGUGUUGAGGUCAUGUUUCCAAAUUGGUAAUCGGAUGCUACGAGCUUUAAUCGAACCCACGUCGCUGCACAUUUCACUUGUAAUCUCGCGUCAAUGCAACUAGUUAAAAUACCGUCGCGAGACACUGAUCACACUGUGCCAUACUCGCGGUGUCAUUUUUACGAUUCCCCCCCCCCCCCCCCCCCUUUUCCUCACCGUGUUAAAUGCCGCACAUGACACUCAAGCGCUGUGUAAUUUCCCUUGCUUAACCCUAAUGUUAGAUUUAACAUCCGGAGUUUGCGUAUUUAGCGCCUGCGCUGUGUCUUCAGUGUUUGGUUAUAAACACUUAAUAUGAGGUGCGAUCUAAAAGUUCCGGAACUGUUCCUGGUGCGAGUGUGUGCAGUCGGAACGAGCGCUAACUCUCGUGAGUCGGUGUCGGUGUGCCACAUGACGUUACGCUGUUUGUAUCAGGACCUGUGUUUUCAUGACAACAUGCACAUAUUUGUGAUUUUUUUUUAUUAUUAUUAUUAUUUUUUUAAAAACUAUAGACCAGAGAGCAAACCUCAAAUUCUGUGUUAAACUUUGGGGGCGGGGGAUCAGUAACAGACCCUGGAAAUGUCGAAACACGUUGUUGUUGUUUCAUUGCUGUAGGCUCGGUGAAGCAUUUCAAGGGUCUGUGUUGCUAAUCGCAAACGCUUAAACAGGCAUGAUGUCAGAAAAACACGUGUAACGCAGGUCCUGAUGUUGACCACAUGAUGUCAUGUGACAUAUCGACUCAUGAGUUACUGCUCGCUCCUGCUGCUGCUGUUAGCUUGCACCAGGAAGUCACAGAGCUUAUCGAUCAUGCCUCAUGUUGUCCUGUGACCUCUCACCACCCCGUUUUGAUUUGCGUGUUGCUCUUAGACGCUCUUCGAACUAGGUUUUGUUUUUUUUUUAAAGUUCUCCACUUACUUCUAAAGUCUUUACAUUUGUGUUUUGGUACCUUAAAGAUUUUUCGGAACGAUGUAAGUCCAAUCAGUGAUGACUGAACAGUGUUUAUGAUAAACGAUGCAUAAAACUCAUUACGAUAUUAUUACGAUGCUCAUGUAUCAUGGGAAAUUCUUUAAACCACUUUUCCCCCCCUUCCCAGGAGGACUGAUUUGAGAACUGCCUCGUUUUCCCGUUAUGUUUAAUAACACAUGAAGGCAGUAUGAAUGUCAUUUCCUGUUCUAUAAGACUAUAGAAUAACCACUUCUUCUCUAUUCUUCAUUUCCCAACCUGUGUUUUCACUACGUAUACAAAUAUUUCCUUUAUCGGUGCUCCUGGAACCAUCCUUCGUUUCUUAAAACGUUUCCUCAGUCCUUCGGUGGAAGCGUCUCUGGAGGUUUCCUUUAUUUCAAUGUUCAGUAAUUAUUUAUUUGGAUAGUUUCGCUCUCUCAGGCUGUCGUUUCCAGGAGCUCGGGCGAACGGUUCGCGUGAACCCGUCGUUAGCAUACAUCUUAACAAGCUUUCAGUUCCUAACCGUUUCAUCCAGUGUUGCGUUUUACUGAUAAUCAAGAGUUCAAGGUUGUUUUUGUUUUCCUUUUGUACAAAAUCAGUACGUUCUGUUUGUAUAUAAUGUCACCGGGAGUUCACGCCUGUUCUCGCGUUUCGGUUCAGUGGGGAAUUUGGGGACGGUAAGGAAUGUUGGGAUGUCACUGUGGUCGUCUUGGAGACCGGAGCGCUGGGUUCUAGAGAGAGAGAGAGAAUGAAUGUUUCUGUGAAACUGAUGUAAAUAAAGAUCUUAUGAGAAUUUAA
This is a messenger RNA of Neoarius graeffei (lesser salmon catfish), 4165 nucleotides long. RefSeq names its product PHD finger protein 13 (gene phf13). Bases 209 to 1243 code for a protein of 344 amino acids. The transcript is spliced from 5 exons. Gene Ontology annotation, biological process: mitotic chromosome condensation. Lineage: Eukaryota; Metazoa; Chordata; Actinopteri; Siluriformes; Ariidae. Gene Ontology annotation, molecular function: chromatin binding. The record is from RefSeq and is a predicted model, not a curated record.